AUGAAUCUUAUGUCUUUCAACGUUAGAGGAGUCUACGGGGGUGCUAAAGCCUCGUGGAUUAAAGAGAUAAGGAAUUCGAACAAGAUUAGUGUGAUUGCUUUACAGGAAACCAAAGUUGAGGUUGUUCCCAGUUCUUGUGUGGCUAGUUUCUGGGGGAAAGGUAAGUUUGAGUAUGCUUGUUCGGCCUCGGUCGGGCUCCCAGGGGGUCUAGCUUGGAUUUGGGAUCCUAACGUUCUGAAGAUUGAGUCCGUCGUCCAGAACAGGUGUUAUCUGGUGAUUAAAGGCUUUGUUAUUGGCAGUGGAGAUCCUAUUAACCUGGUCAAUAUUUACGCUCCUCAAAACUCGGCCGCGAAACUGCAGUUAUGGAACGAAAUUUCGUCUUUUAUUGACCCGGAUGUUGGGAAAUGGGUUCUCGCAGGAGAUUUUAAUGUGGUUCGGUCCUCGGAUGAAAGAAAACAUUCUAAAUUCAAGCCGGUUUGCGCUGAGAAUUUCAAUAACUUUAUUUUCAAUAAUGGCUUGUUAGAAUACCCAAUGCAGGGCCGAAAGUUUACGUGUGUUAGGGACAACGGGAAGAAGUUAAGUAAGUUGGAGCGCUUUUUGGUUUGUCCGGAGUUUUUUAACAAAUGGCCUUCGGCCUGUGUGAGAGUGCUCCCGAACAAGUAUUCUGAUCAUUGUCCUAUCAUUUUGAUCUUGGUUGAUUUGAAUUUUGGUCCCCGCCCCUUUCGGGUCUAUAACUCGUGGAUUGGUAAACCGGGAUUUGAGGAGACAGUUAAGGGUGCCUUGGAAGGAUUUGAGUUUUUUGACCCCCCUGAUACGUGUCUCACUGCCAAAUUUGCUCGGAUUCGGUCGGCCCUAAAGAUAUGGAGGGAUGAGUUCCUUGCCAAGGAGAAGGAAACGGAAAGUAGUGCCCCUAAAGAUAUGGAGGGAUGA
This is a messenger RNA of Helianthus annuus (common sunflower), 930 nucleotides long. RefSeq lists its product as uncharacterized. The coding region runs from base 1 to 930 and encodes 309 amino acids. The transcript has a single exon. Gene Ontology annotation, molecular function: catalytic activity. Lineage: Eukaryota; Viridiplantae; Streptophyta; Magnoliopsida; Asterales; Asteraceae. The record is from RefSeq and is a predicted model, not a curated record.